CUCACAUGAGAGGUCAGCUGCCUUUAAGGUGUUGCCUUGAAUUUAUCAAUCCUGUCGCCAGUUGCUCUUGAGGAACACAGAAUCAGAAACGUCAUUAAUCACAAUCUGCAAGUAUGGCAAACCCUGGAGCAUUCCAGCUCCGGAGAGCAGGGCUCUACAACAUCUAUGUCCUCUUCAUUCUCCUCUUUACCUACCUACUCAACCAGCUGGACCGAUACACUCUUCCGAUAGUUACGACUCCUAUGGCCCAGGAGAUACAUUAUGGGGACCAAGCUUGUCUGGCCAAUACUUCCUUACCGGAGGCGGAGACAAAAGGGUCCAACUGUUCAUCUAUUGUCAAUGAGACCAUUUGCGACUCAAUUAUUGAUGCCAAUGCCACAAAGCCCUGUGAAUGGAACUACAAUGGCGCAGGUUACGACUACCAGCUCCUAGCAGGACCUGUCUUCAUCCUCAUAUUCACUUUUACGGGCUUACCCCUUGGGGUGCUUGCAGAUUUCACCAAUAGGAAGAUUUUGCUGGCGGUCUGUCUGGCAUUCUGGUCAUUGAUGACCCUCUUGAAUGCAUUCGUAAAAGAGUACUGGCAGUUGAUUUUAAUCAGGCUUGGUCUUGGCAUAGGAGAGGCUGGGUGCAAUCCGUUGGCAACCUCCAUCAUUGCUGACUAUUUUACUGAAGACCUGCGUGGAUCAGCAAUUGGAGUCUACAACUGGGGCAUAUACAUUGGAUACAGUUUGUCAUAUGCGAUUGGCAAUGCUGUGACACAAAGUCUGGGUUGGCGUUACGUCUUCAUUGUCAGCGGUGUCCCUGGUCUUGUUGUAGCCAUCAUCUUGGCAUUAACUGUCAGGGAACCAGAUCGAAAGAGAUCAGCCUCUACAGCACAGAUUCAGAACCAGUUGACUUGUUGUGAGAAGACCAAAGGAGUUGUCAUGACCUUCAUGAGCCCAUCUCUGAUCAUGCUUUGUUUGGCUGGCGCUAUAAGAAAUGCUGGGGGUUAUGUAUGGGCCUACAAUACACAGCCUUACUUCCAAAGCAUUGGUCAAACUAGAACAGAAAUUGAAAGCUUUAUGAGCUGGAUCCCUCUGGUCGGAGGUAGUCUUGGAGCCGUUUUAGGAGGCUUCAUCUCUGACAGAUUGGUAAAGAAGAGGGGAACAUAUGGGAGAGUGUUUGUCUUGGUUGUUAGUCAGCUUCUGGCAGCUCCCUUUGCUGCUGGGGCUCUGUUUCUUCCUCCACCAUGGGCUUACAUUAGCCUUAUUCCAAGCAACAUCAUCGGUGAGAUGUGGAUAGGUGUCUUACUCACAGUGGUUGUGGAGCUUCUCCCGGGGAGAGUGCGGACUACAGCCAUCGCACUCUACAUGUUCAUCAUCAGCAACAUCGGAGGCAACAUUCCACUUCUUGUUCCUCUGUUGCAGACUCAGUUCGAAAGUACUGGUAUGAACAAGACAGACAGUUUAAGAGGUGCUCUAUACGUUCUAUUCCCUGGCCUAUACCUAUUGAGUUCUCUACUAUUUAUUCUGAGCAUGGUGGUGCUACGCCGUGAUAUCAACCGUGCAAAGUCAGCCGACUUUUUGCCCAUGACGGAAGAGGAUAGUGAUGGAGAAACAACAGAGGAGCCGAGUUAUGGAGCCAUCGAAGACCGAAUUCCUGAAGGUGGUGAUAACGAAGGUGCGGCCCGACAAAGACAUAGUGGGUCUAUUCUCAAGGACAGUGAUGGCAAAAUGAUUGCUUAGCCUUGCUCAACCAACUGUAUUCAGCCCCCCUAUGACCCAUUUUUGCACAUAAAUGAAGUGGGAUGAAUUAAAGAAAAGAACAGGCAACAUAAAGAAGAUUCUUUGUUUCUCAUCUUCAAUUUAAGAAGAGUGUUAAGAGGCGAUCUCAAGUACGAAAAUUUCUACUUAUUCUUUCUUUUUAUGUAAUGCCAUUUGCAAUCCGCUUUUGUUAAUAAUAUUUGCUGUGCUGAUCAAAAAGUUAAUUGACUGUGAUACUGUAUUUUUGGUUGUUUGUACAUUCAUACUUCGAAUAUGAAACCCUUGUUGUGACCUUAAAUUAAAUGUUGUCGGAAUAAAGGCCUGAAAUGUCAUUGUUUUUGUUUCUAUGGUACAGGUCAUAUGCUCCCCUUCCAAUAAUAUGCUGAAAAAAUGAAAAAGCAUAUCUUUUCAUUGUUUUAUAUUUCUGUAGUUCACCAUGUAAAAUAAAAAAUAAAAAGUGAAAACACCA
Messenger RNA from Lineus longissimus, 2211 nucleotides. Its product is annotated as MFS-type efflux pump MSMEG_3705-like. Gene Ontology annotation, cellular component: membrane. Bases 114 to 1724 code for a protein of 536 amino acids. The transcript has 9 exons. Gene Ontology annotation, molecular function: transmembrane transporter activity. The record is from RefSeq and is a predicted model, not a curated record. NCBI's taxonomy places the organism in Eukaryota, Metazoa, Nemertea, Pilidiophora, Heteronemertea, Lineidae. Gene Ontology annotation, biological process: transmembrane transport.